Dentiscutata erythropus is the source of this 516-nucleotide messenger RNA. NCBI's taxonomy places the organism in Eukaryota, Fungi, Glomeromycota, Glomeromycetes, Diversisporales, Gigasporaceae. The record is from the annotation of a GenBank genome assembly.
AUGUUCGUAAAUACUCUUGUCGAAGGAAAAAUCCCAGUAAAAGAUACAACAUCUAAAUAUAAUACUAUUAGCAAACACUUAUUCGAUAAGCUUGAAUCUGAUCACAGAUUAGAAGGUAUAGUUGGUGAUGAUCUGAUAGGCGAAGAAAUAAAAGGCUUAGAUUUGCAAUUUUGCUAUAAAGGAAAAGAUUGGUUAUGGAUAUGUGAAGCAAAAAUAAACUUUGGAUAUUUUCCCAAAACCUGUGUCCGCCAUGCUAAAAUUGUAAUCGAUGGUAUGAGUAUCCCAUUAAUCGAAGAAAAUAGUAAUAAAGCCAGCUCUAAUAAAAAUAACUUAUCUCAUUCUGAAACAGAAAUCGAUAAACCUGAUCUAAAUUUAGAAAAGUUUAUAGAUAUGUUUAAGAAAUUAUCUAUAGAGACUAAUUUAUCCAGUUCUGAUUCAGAAUCCACGGGUGGAAUCAAUAUAGAAGUAUUUCAGAGAAAUGACAUAUUACUGCGCUAUAUUACUGCAUCCUGGUGA